UCCUGUUGUACCCGGGCGGCAGCAGAAACUACAAGUCCCGGCAGCACAGUCUGUAGCGUUGUGUACCCGCCCAUAGGAGGCUGUGCGCAGCUUGUGCUGGUUGAGAGGGCGGCGGCGGGAGUCGUUACCAGCAGCAGCGGCGACGGCGGGACCCUAAGGACCUCGGGAGGGGUUUCAGUUGUGUGAGCGUUCAGAAUGGAUGACAAGCGGAUUUGGGAACACAUUGGCUGUAGCUUUGUACAACAUUAUUACCGGCUGUUUGACAGUGAUAGGCUACAAUUAAAAGCAAUUUAUACUGACGUUUCAUGUCUAACAUGGGAAGGACAGCAGUAUCAAGGCAAAGAUGCUAUUAUUGAGAAAUUAUCGAGUCUUCCCUUUCAGAAAAUACAACAUAGCAUCACUUCUCAAGAUCAUCAGCCAACACCUGACAACUGUAUAGUCAGUAUGGUUGUAGGUCAGCUUAAGGCGGAUGAUGACCCAGUUAUUGGAUUUCAUCAGCUGUUUCUACUAAAGAACGUUCAGGAUGUCUGGGUCUGUACAAAUGACAUGUUCCGGCUUUCCCUGCAUAAUUUUGGUUGAAUUGCCCCAGCUGAGAAGAGGAGAAUACUAUUCAUCUGUCCUUCUGAAUCAUUUAAUUCCCUUUUUUUGUUUUGUGUCUACAAAUGAUUCUCCAUAUCUACAGAACAUUGCAAAUGCCAUACACUGUUUAUAUCAACCGAAAAAGCCAUUACAACAGCAAGGAAGUAAUAAGCCUAAUGCCGUAUAGUUAUGUAAGCGGCUAAUAAUUGUGUACCAGCGCAAUGACUUUGGCGAUAAAUUUAUUUGUCUUUUGGAAUUGUUUGCAUUUAACAUAAUGUCAAACUUUUGCCUUUUGGAUUGGAUUGCUUUUUAUGUAAACUUGUUUAUCUAGUGAUCCAAAGGAAUUGGAAAUAAAAGAAAAAAAGGCACCAUC
Molecule: messenger RNA, 952 nt
Organism: Pseudophryne corroboree (corroboree frog)
Lineage: Eukaryota; Metazoa; Chordata; Amphibia; Anura; Myobatrachidae
Gene: NUTF2
Product: nuclear transport factor 2
Exons: 5
Coding region: 196-579 (127 amino acids)
Biological process (GO): protein import into nucleus
Cellular component (GO): nuclear pore central transport channel
Molecular function (GO): nuclear import signal receptor activity
Source: RefSeq, a predicted model, not a curated record